AUGCGGUCGAUCUCAUUGUUUCUUGCUGGCCUGAUGGCCAGCAUUGCCUUCGCGGCGCCGGCGCCUGGCAUCUUCAACAACGCAUACAAGCGCUCAAACAGGAUGGAAGAGUACUACUCCCGAGUGAGCAAGCAUAUCCACGACAGCAAACGGACUGGAAGUGCAUCGUCCACCUGCGACACCUCGUCCAUCUCUCUGCCGGCGUAUGCUUCCAGUCUUCCCAGCCCCAGCGGUCAGACACUCGCCUACGUCACUGUCGGUGUCGGCACGCAGAACUACACCUGUGCGAACUCGUCUGCCAGCGCCACCCCCGAAGCCAUCGGGGCGCUGGCCGGCCUCUUCAAUGCCACCUGCAUCGCCGCUGACUACCCGGAAAUCAUCGAUCUGCUCCCCAACAUCGUCUAUGACAUGGACGUGUCGGCCAACGCGACGUCCCUGAGCAUGCUGCCGCCCGCCAAUCUGCUCCUGCUGGGCUACCAGUAUUUCAGCGACUUAACCACGCCGGUCUUCGACCUCGACACCGAAGACCAGAACGACGGCAUCGCCUACACCAAGAAGAACGACACCCUCGACGCUCCCUCGGACGCCAUCCAAGGCGCCUAUGGCGCCGUCCAGUGGCUUUACCUGACCACCACCAACGAAACUGUGGGCAAGUACUCGAGUAUCUACCGCGUCAUGACCGCCGGGGGGGAUGCCCCAACCACCUGCGAGGGCAUGCCGGAUUCCUUCACCGUGCCGUACGCGGCCAACUACUACAUCUACGAGACCUGA
This is a messenger RNA of Penicilliopsis zonata CBS 506.65, 771 nucleotides long. RefSeq lists its product as hypothetical. The transcript has 2 exons. The coding region runs from base 1 to 771 and encodes 256 amino acids. NCBI's taxonomy places the organism in Eukaryota, Fungi, Ascomycota, Eurotiomycetes, Eurotiales, Aspergillaceae. The record is from RefSeq and is a predicted model, not a curated record.